Molecule: messenger RNA, 3771 nt
Organism: Achroia grisella
Lineage: Eukaryota; Metazoa; Arthropoda; Insecta; Lepidoptera; Pyralidae
Product: integrin alpha-4-like
Exons: 25
Coding region: 69-3074 (1001 amino acids)
Biological process (GO): cell-cell adhesion; cell-matrix adhesion; cell adhesion mediated by integrin
Cellular component (GO): external side of plasma membrane; integrin complex
Molecular function (GO): integrin binding
Source: RefSeq, a predicted model, not a curated record
CUCAACCUAAACAUGUUCACACUUGACAUUACAUUAUGUAAUUUAAAACACAGUAGUGGUUGUACAAAAUGAUCGGUACGGUAUAUUUAGCUGUUUGUCUUUAUAUUAUUGAUACAGCCUCAUGUAUCUACUACCAUGAGUCUUCGUUCGUUACUCUGACCGCUAAGGAACUUAAAACUGGAAGUGAUUUUGGCUUUUCGAUGGCUUACCAGCAAGGAGAGAAAGCUAAUAUAGUCAUUGGAGCGCCAAACAGCGAUCGGUAUGGAAAAGUUUAUAACUGCUCGCUCAAGGAUCCAUUUUCUUCUAAUGUAACAUAUUGCAAUGAAGUCAAUAUGAAUUUCAGAAAUUUAACACCAUAUACAGUCACAGAUAAUAAUCCAGAUCAAAAGUUUAUGCUGGGAGCUUCUGUAGCCGCUACUACGGAUUACUUCAUGGCGUGUGCGCCAUUAUGGACUGGAGUAUUACCGAAACUUAAAGAUGAAAACGUACUAGAUAAGUACGUAUACGGAACCUGCUUCAUAUACAACGGCACUAGUAACAGAUAUCGGGGGGAAUAUGAACAAGAAAAAACCGAACCACCGAAAAGGUCCGCACAGGCAUGCGCUGGCGGCACAGGUUGGAAGAUACUGAUCGAUGACGUGAACAAUCUUAUAUUGAUUUCAAAACCUUCGACGUCACCAUUCAAAGGCGCAUUCGUACGUCUAAAGCUAGAAAAUCCAUUUGGCGCAACAAUAACAUUUCCUAAUUACAAAAUCACGAAAUUAGCAAAAUUUAUUAAUCGUUUCCAACAUUUUGGGACUUCUUUGACCGCUGGCAACUUCUUCAAUAAAAGCGAACGAGUUUACGCAGUGAGCGCGAGGAAUGUAGACAUGUAUGGAGAGAUUAUAUUCCUAAGGUAUAACGUCACAAAUAACAAAUUUGAUACAGACUGUGUAAACAAGACUAUGUUCAAAAAGUAUAGAGAAAAGUGUAGUAUAAAGGAUACUACUGUCGGAUCAAUGUUUGGAGCUGCUCUCGGCGCUGGUGAUCUAAACAAUGAUGGCCUUACUGACUUGCUUGUUGGUGCACCGGCGCAAUCAGGAGACAGAACUGUCUCCGAUACGGGUGCUGUUCAUAUAUAUUUGGGUAAUGCAAAGAAAACUGUGGACUUGGACCGGCAGCGAACAAUCAUCAGCAAUAAUGAUGGAUCACGUUUUGGAACAACUAUUGCAACGAAUGACUUAGACGGUGAUGGGAUACCUGAAAUAUUUGUAAGCGCUCCUUAUGAAAAUUCCGGAAAUGGCGCAUUGUAUAUUAUAUCUGGUUAUGAGAUUUAUAAAGAUUUGAAAAAACAUGAAACGUUUAAGCAAAUUUUUUUGACCAAGUUGACUCUCACGCAGCGAAUACAAAAUGAGUUGUUUCGUUAUUUAGGCUUUAGUAUCCAAGUCUUGCCGGAUUUGGAUAAGAAUGGAUGUGAUGAAGUUGUUAUGGGUGCUCCCUUCAGUCAAAAUGCAAUUUUGCUCCGCUGUAUACCCCGAAUACAGGUCAAUAUUACUUCAGAACUUCAUGGAAUUAAGAAUGUAAGAGAACAAGAUAACAACUUCACAGUGACCGUCUGUGUAAACGUGUCGUACUUCUCAAAAAUGGACCACAUAAAUGCUCAACUUCUCGUGUCUAAUGAUAUCAGAGGAGUAGAAGCCUCCAUAGAGAAGAUACAUAGAAAAUAUACUAUUGAUUUAGAGGAGAAAAAACCACGAUAUUGUGAAAAUGUCACUGUUAAAUUGAAUAACAAUGAAAAGGGAGAUUAUAAAUUUUUCUCAAAGGUUUACAUGAAUAACACUAAUAUUACAAAUACAAAAGAGUUCAACAAGAGCUGGGUGACUAUACAUCCAGAUAGUACGCUGGAAGCGAAAGUAUUGGACAUUUUCCGUUUCUGUACUGGAGAUGAUUGUCUACCACAAUUGUCUAUGUCUAUUAUCUGGUCUGGAAGUAAUGAAACAUAUGUGGUGAGAUCGGCCGAAACCGAGUCUAUAACUGUACAAGUUCAUAAUAGCGGUAACAGUUCGUACAAAGGGUGUAUGUGGAUAUAUCUGCGAGGCGCGCAAGUGGCACAAAUUAACUGUACCAACCUCGCCGGUGGAUAUAUCUGCCAUUUACCGAACCCUCUGAAACGGAAUGUAAAUCAUGAAAUCUAUAUAACAUUAAACAUGAGGAUGCUAACGAAUUUGUAUGAACACAUAAACACCAGUGUGCGUUUGUACAGCGACUGUCCUAAACCAUUCCAAAUUGAUGACACUGAGUCGAGUUAUGAAACCUACAAUAAAUCUAUACCAUUAUCGUUCAAUAUGGAUGACAUUUUAUGUAAAGGAUCUAAACAGAAUAAUACGAUAACUGAUAAAGAAAUAUUAGAUAAACAGAGCGAAUCAUUUAGUGCAACACAGGAAUAUUUGAUAAUUAACUACGGUGUUUUAACUUGGAUGAAUAUCACAGCUGUUAUAACCGUGAAUCAAGAAGAUUAUAUAAAUAUAUCAGGAUUUAAGGCAUGGACGGAGUCAAGUAGUUGCGAUCGAGAUGACGUAGAUAAAGGUUUAGUCAAAUGCAGCUUCAAUUUGAUGCCAAAUUCAACUGUCACGCUGAGAACGACAAUUCCAAUUUUCAACAAUAAGCUAAUUCAAAAUCUUGGCGACAGUAAAUUAAUUAUAACUUCAAAUAUGUCACUAUUUUUACACCCAACUACUACAGUAAUGAAACAAAGAUCAACAACAACUAUUAUAUUCAGAAAGGAAUUAAGUCUGGCCCAGGACAAAACAGCUAUAAUAUGUGGUGCAGUGCUAUUGGCGCUGCUAGUAUUAUUAGUUAUAUCAUAUAUUUUAUAUAAGGUUGGUUUCUUCAAACGUAAACAAAAGGAGCAACUAAAGGAACAUAUACGAAGAAAGAGUAUUAAACAAUCAACAUCAAGUCCAUCUGAAUACGAGGCUGGGGAAUCUAUAGAUUUAGACAUAGAUCUGGAAGAUGAUGCAUUCACUUCAUCGAGUAAUCAUCUGAACACUUGUGAAGACAUUCCAUUACCAGAAUGCGAAGAAAGAGCACUAUAGAAUGCUACUGUGGUCUAGCGAUUUAGUAGUUGGUUAUUAUUAUACUAGUGCAAUUCAAACAUUUUUAUUAACAAGUAUGAUUGCAUUGUAUUUUUUUUUUAUAGAUGAUAAUGGAAUGGUUCAUCCGUCUGCGCUAACGGUUUACACUGGCGAGGCACCAGUGGAGGUUGAUAAGAUGAACAUGAGGUCAGGUCAGUUAGCCCAUCGUGACAAAUUCACCAAGAAUUUAUUACGAUAGUUCACAGGGAGAACCGCGUGGAGGUCGAUCUGACAUGGUACAUUUCUAGCAAUAGGAUCAUUAGUCCACAUUACUAACAAUCCCCUUUCCCCCCCGUGAUAGUCUGUUUUUUUUAAUGAUGAUAAUGGAAUGGUGCACCCGCCUGCGCUAACGAUUUACGCUGGCGGGGCACCAGUGGAGGAUGAAAAGAUGAACAUGAGGUCAGGUCAGUUAGCUCAUCAUGACAAAUUCACCAGGCAUUUAUCACGAUGGUUUCCAGGGGAAAACGCGUGGACGUGAUAGUGUGCUUUUUUAUGGAUGAUAAUGGAAUGGUGCACCCGCCUGUGCUAACGGUUUACGCUGGUGGGGCACCAGUGGAGGAUGAUAAGAUGAGCAUGAGGUCAGGUCAGUUAGCCCAUCGUGACAAAUUCACCAAGAAUUUAUCACGAUGGUUUACAGGGGGAACCACGUGGAGGUCAA